AUGGCUUUAUCAGUAGAUUCUGCUUUGUAUCGCUGGCAGCCUUGGUGGUCUGUCGAAGAGAUCUCCCAAGCUCAGUUGGAAUCAACACCUCUGUUGUCAUCUGAGAAAGAGAGGCGGAAAUAUGACUUGAACAAAUGGAGGGUUGUAUUUCCCAGUAAUGACAGACUUCAAAAGGAUUCAGCAAAAGUCUCUCGUGUUUAUCCUGGAAAUGGGAUACGGACCACAAAGUACACUUUACUGACCUUUUUACCCCAAAAUCUCUUUGAACAGUUUCACAGGUUGGCUAACGUCUAUUUCCUAUUCUUGGUGAUCAUCAACUGGUUCCCUCAACUGGAAGUCUUCCACAGGGAGAUCACAAUGUUGCCUUUGGCUGCUGUGCUUUUAAUUAUUGCAAUUAAGGAUGGCAUUGUAGAUUACAAGAGAUACAAAUUUGAUCAGCAAAUCAACUCUUCUACAACCAAAGCAUACAAUAAGACCAAAAACACCUACAUUGAGAAGUGUUGGAAAGAUGUACGAGUGGGGGACUUUGUGCAGCUGGAAUGUAAUGAAAUCAUCCCUGCUGACAUCCUGCUGCUCUACUCCUCUGAUCAGGAUGGGAUCUGUCGCUUAGAGACAGCCAAUCUUGAUGGCGAGACCAAUCUUAAACAAAGGCAGGUUGUGAAAGGAUUCGCAAAUCAGAACACUGUAUUUGAGCCAGAAUUUUUCAAAAAUAUCAUUAUUUGUGAGAAACCCAACAAAGAUCUCAAUAGAUUUAAAGGCUACAUGGAGCAGCCAGAUCUCACACGGAUUGGUUUUAACAUUGAAAGUCUACUUCUUCGCGGAUGCACAGUAAGGAACACAGAGGUUACAGUAGGGAUUGUUAUCUACACAGGCCAUGAAACCAAAGCCAUGUUAAAUAACAGAGGUCCUCGUUAUAAACGUAGUAAAAUAGAGCAACGGAUGAAUAUGGAUAUAUUAUUUUGUGUGGGACUGCUGUUCGUCAUGUGUCUCGUUGGAGCAAUAGGUCAUGGCAUUUGGAAUGGGAAUCUUUUAGAACAUCCCUUGUAUGUCAUCCCAGACAUUAAAGGCAACUAUCUUUCUCCAGCUCUUGCAGGUUUCUACAUGUUCCUGACAAUGAUAAUUCUUUUACAGGUUUUGAUCCCGCUUUCCCUCUAUGUAUCUAUCGAACUAGUCAAGUUGGGUCAGGCGUUCCUAAUUCACAAUGAUAUCGACCUGUAUAAUGAAGAGCAGGAUUUGCCCAUACAAUGCCGAGCGCUGAAUAUCACUGAAGACCUAGGACAAAUCCGGUACAUAUUCUCUGACAAAACAGGGACACUGACGGAGAAUAAGAUGGUGUUUCGGCGGUGUACCAUUAACGGGAAAGAAUUUUCGCAUCAGGAAAACGCCAGGCGACUGGAAGCCCACAAGGAUCAGGAUUCAGAUAGUGAAGACUGGGCAAAAUAUUUGAGUCUCCCUCCAAACAAAGGUGGAGAAUCAGUUACUCUGACACAGACAGACACUGCUAAGCCCUUGAGGAGGUGUCAGAGUGCUCGGGCUCAUUUUCAGAGGCAUGCAAGAAAGACAUCUCUGGGUCCCUGGAGAUGCUCUCCAUCUCACCUGGCCUUUAGCAGCACCAUGGAGAAGGACGUGACCCCGGAUAACAGGCUGUUGAUGGAAGUGAGAAAUGCAUCGUGCCAGCUAGAAUCUUUGACACCGUUUAUGUCUGCAAAGACCACCUCUUCCAUCACAGACUUUUUUCUUGCUCUGACCCUCUGCAACACUGUUGUGGUCUCCACAGCAACUGAUCCAAGGCAAAGGGUUACUACUCCAUCACUGAUGAAACCAUCAGGACUCUCCCUAGAGAAAAUUCACCAGCUGUUCCAGCGGCUAAAGCUGGCAAGUUUCAGCCAAUCUUUCUCGCCAGCUCAGUCAAGCUCAGAGAGUUUUAACACAGAAAGCACCAGAGUCUGUGCUGAUUCCAAAACAAAAGAUGUGUUUUCUACCCAAAGCUGCUCCACCUUAACCGAUGAUGACAGUCUUCGAAGAGACUCAAUAACUGGGAAUGAUGCCACUGUGGAAUCUGAUCCUGCUCUGAUUGAGAUCUGUGGGGCAGUUAACCAAGAGGCUUUGCGGCCAGAAUCUUGUUAUGAGGCCGAAAGCCCCGAUGAAGCCGCACUUGUCCAUGCAGCCUGGGCCUAUGGGUUUACAUUAGUGUCCAGGACUGCUGGGCAAGUGACUGUGAGGCUACCAGAAGGGACAGUCCUGACCUUUGACCUCCUGUUCACAUUGGGAUUUGACUCCAACAGGAAAAGAAUGUCAGUGGUGGUAAAGCAUCCUCUGACCAGUGAGAUCAUUGUCUACACCAAAGGGGCUGAUUCCGUCGUCAUGGACUUAUUAGAAGACCCUGCCACAGCUAAUAUGACAACAGAAAAGAGGAUACGAAAAGUAAGAAGACAAACCCAAAAACAUUUAGAUCUGUAUGCACGAGAUGGCCUGAGAACCCUCUGCAUAGCUAAGAAGGUAUUGAGUGAAGAUGACUUUCAGAAAUGGGCCAACUUCCGUCGUGAGGCAGAAGCCUCUAUUGACAACAGAGAGGAGCUAUUAAUGGAGACAGCCCAAAAUCUGGAGACUAAACUCACCUUACUAGGAGCAACUGGGAUUGAAGAUCGGUUGCAAGAUGGAGUGCCUGACACCAUUGCUGCUUUCCGAGAGGCCGGGAUCCAGACAUGGGUGCUGACUGGGGAUAAGCAGGAGACAGCCGUCAAUAUUGCCUAUUCUUGCAAACUUCUAGACCAAAGAGACACUGUCUUUACAAUUAACACUGAAAGUAAGGAAACUUGUGAAUCGCUGUUGGAUAUCACAUUGGAAGAAGUGAGAAAGAAUCAAGUCAAUCCGAGAACAGUGUGGAUUUUUUUUGGCAUUCAGCUGCCAUUUUCUUGGUCAACCACUCUGACUCCAAAUCCUGCUGUCGGUCUGGUGAUUGAUGGGAGAACCUUGAAUACCAUUUUCCAGGGACAACUUGAGCAUAAGUUUCUUGAACUCACCAAGUAUAGUCGCUCAGUUCUGUGCUGCCGGUGUACUCCCUUGCAGAAAAGCAUGGUAGUCAAACUUGUACGGAGCCGGAUGAAACAAAUGACACUGGCAGUAGGUGAUGGUGCAAAUGAUGUAAGUAUGAUUCAGGCAGCUGACGUUGGCAUUGGCAUUUCUGGACAAGAAGGUAUGCAGGCUGUCAUGGCCAGCGAUUUUGCAAUAUCUCAGUUUAAGCACCUCAAGAAGUUGCUUCUAGUCCACGGCCACUGGUGCUAUUCUCGCUUGGGAAAGAUGGUGUUAUAUUUUUUCUAUAAAAAUGCGGCAUACGUCAAUACGCUCUUCUGGUUCCAGUUCUUUUGUGCUUUCUCUGGAGCCUCCAUGAUAGACUACUGGCAAUUGAUCUUCUUCAACUUGUUUUUCACUUCUGUGCCCCCAAUACUUUGUGGAAUCUUGGAUAAGGACAUUUCAUCAGAAAUUCUACUAAGCUUGCCUGAACUUUACAAGAGCGGGCAAAAUUCAGAGAUUUACAAGCCUCUGACAUUUUGCAUUGCCCUUUUGGAUGCCUUUUACCAGAGUCUCAUCUGCUUCUUUGUCCCUUACCUAGCAUAUCACGAUUCUGAUAUUGGGGUUUUCACCUUUGGAACAACAGUCAAUACCGUAGCCCUCUUUACUAUUCUAUUCCACCAAGCUUUAGAAAUUCGAACAUGGACUGUGUUCCAUGGGGCCAUAAUGAUUGGGAGCAUUCUGGUUUACUUUGUUUUCUCAACCAUCUACAACGGGACCUGCAUCCUUUGCAACCCUCCUACCAAUCCCUAUUGGAUUAUGGAAAUGGAAUUCUCAAGUCCAAGCUUUUAUCUUAUAUCCAUCAUCACUCCUGUCAUAGCACUUCUCCCAAGGUUUCUUAUCUUGGCUCUGCAAGGAACCUUGAUGACAUCUCCCAUUCUGAAAGCACAACAGCUGGAAAAGCUCCCCAAAGAGCAACGGGACUGGGAAAUACAGAAAUGGAAACUGAGGGAACAAGGCACAGUGGUCCAUGGUGAUGUGCUCAACCAAUCUGUUCCUGACUUGGAUGUGGCAGUACCCGAUUAUGUGUCGGCAGAUCUUACGCAUGAGGGACUGUGCCCUCCACAGCAGGAGAGAGAACGGAUAUUGAAUGGAGAAGGCAAUGACUACACAGAAAGAUGGGCUCUGGAAGAGGCGGCGGCUGCCAAUUUCUUGUCAGUAGCAGCCUCUCCUGAGCAAAAUGCAGCUGCAAAGCCUUUUCCUGGCAUGCUGCCCAACAAUACUGGGAAUUCUGUUCUGAAGAGCCAUCGGAGGUCUUUAAGUGCAAUGACUCUAUGAAGGGGCUUGAGCUUUUGACUGACAAAGAAAGAAAUGGAAUUGCUUCUCUGAACAUCCUCUGCCUCCCACAUGGUGGCAGAGGGAAAAUAGAGUUUCUAUUUAUAUUAAAUAGCAGCGCCCUCUGGAAAGAGAAGCCUACCUAAGAUAUAAUUUUCGCCAGCAUAUUGGGGCAGCAUAUUUUGUCUUUAUGAUGUGACAUACCUCAGGUGUAUUGAAGCGUACUUAUUUUGAGGAAGAGACGCUGCAAACAGCUUGGAGCAAUACUAGACAAGUAUCCCCUCACCGAUGUGAAAUGCACCAUUUGCUUGGAAACCAACAAUGUCUCCUGAGGAGGACUAUUUUGUUUUUCCAGGCAUGAGUCACUUAUGAAUCCAAUCUUAAUCAUGUAGGUUAUCACCCAGAGCCUCAUGUCAGGUUGGCAAAUAAAUAAUCACGUAGCCACCUUUAGUACA
Molecule: messenger RNA, 4802 nt
Organism: Elgaria multicarinata webbii
Lineage: Eukaryota; Metazoa; Chordata; Lepidosauria; Squamata; Anguidae
Gene: ATP10B
Product: ATPase phospholipid transporting 10B (putative)
Exons: 22
Coding region: 1-4350 (1449 amino acids)
Biological process (GO): phospholipid translocation
Cellular component (GO): plasma membrane
Molecular function (GO): ATP binding; ATPase-coupled intramembrane lipid carrier activity; ATP hydrolysis activity
Source: RefSeq, a predicted model, not a curated record